Molecule: messenger RNA, 3697 nt
Organism: Xiphias gladius (swordfish)
Lineage: Eukaryota; Metazoa; Chordata; Actinopteri; Istiophoriformes; Xiphiidae
Exons: 20
Coding region: 62-2170 (702 amino acids)
Biological process (GO): proteolysis
Cellular component (GO): cytoplasm
Molecular function (GO): calcium ion binding; calcium-dependent cysteine-type endopeptidase activity
Source: RefSeq, a predicted model, not a curated record
ACAGGUCGGAGGCCCCGGUUCACGGCACCUAAGUUUCAGCGGAGGACUUGCUGCUGUUGACAUGAUCAAGUCGUCGAGUGUGUCGUCCGAGAGCUCCGUGCCUUCGCUGGAGGACGACGAGGACUCGGUCUGCUCCGACGAGCUGCUGGGCUCACAGUCCCGCCGCUGGCUGACGGAUCUCCUGGACCGGGACCUGCCUCCGGAGAGCGUGGACGUGAACCGGGCCGGCCGGGACGGGCUGUUCGUGGACUACCACUUCCCCCUGGGCGAGCUGGAGCUGCAGUCCGGGGUCACCUGGAAGCGGCCAAAGGAGUUCUGUCCAUCACCUCAGUUCGUAGUAAAUGGAGCUACACGCCUGGACAUCCGGCAGGGAAAACUCAAUGACUGCUGGUUACUUUCUGCCAUCGCCUCUCUGGCUAUGAACCGCUCUCUACUCAGAAAGGUCGUGCCUCUGGGACAGAGCUUCCAGGAUGGAUACAAUGGUAGCUUCACCUUCAGGUUCUGGCAGUACGGUCAGUGGGAGGAGGUAAGGAUAGACGACUUGUUGCCGACUCAGGAACACAAGCUGAUCUACCUCAGCUCCCCAGAGAAGCAGGAGUUCUGGAGCUCACUGCUGGAGAAGGCCUAUGCCAAGCUGAAAGGUGGCUACAGAGCUCUGGACAUGGGCUUUCCUCACGAGGCCAUGGUAGAUAUGACGGGCGGGGUGGCUGAGGUCUUUAACAUUGCCUUGCUGCCCAGAGACCUGCCGGCCUUCCUCAGUUACCUGCUGUCCAAAGGAGCGCUCAUCAACUGCGCCAACUGCCAGGGUCCUCUGGAGCAAAGGAAUGAACUAGGGAUCAUGUUCAGACAUGCCUACUCUCUGACUGCAGUAGAGAAGGUGAAGACAGCGUAUGGCACCGAGGAUUUGGUGCGAAUCCUCAACCCCUGGGGCAACACUGAGUGGGAGGGACCCUGGAGUGACUUGAAAGGUCCAGAGUGGAACACAGUGAGCGCACAGGAGCAGAAAAGACUGGACCGAGUCCGACGCGAGGACGGGGAGUUCUGGAUGUCGGUGUCAGACUUCCGGCAGCAAUUCCAGGUGAUGGAGGUGUGUCACUUGACCGACAGUCUCGGAGAACCGGGCUCCGGCGUUGCGCCGUGGGGCCACACAAUGCAUCAUGGGAACUGGGUGCCGAGCAUCACAGCAGGAGGCUCUCCCCAGGGGGGUUGGUUUUGGCAGAACCCUCAGUUCUCCUUCGUACUGUCAGAAGUGGACAGUGGCAGAGAGGUCCCUCAGAAGACCUGCUCCUUCAUUUUGGCUCUGAUGCAGAAACACCAUAGACGUAGAAACAUAAACCUCGCCAUAGCACUGCAUAUAUAUCCGGCCCAUCCUGCAAAUACAUACCUGUCGCCCGAGGACCUCACUAAAAUGCGCCCUGUCUGCCACAGCCCGCAGUACUCCUCACGUCGGGAGGUUGUUCUUCGUGGCUCCCUUCCACCGGGUCGCUACAUCGUCAUCCCUUCCACCGCCGAGCCCAAUCAGCAGGGGGCAUUCCUCCUCCGGGUGCUGACAGAGCAGGGCAACGCAGCCACUCCAGCUCACAAACCAGUGCCACAAGACAUCUCUUCAAUAUCAAAGCUGUCACUUCCACACCAGGCUGCCCUUCCGUCUCCUAAAUCUACCAGACAUCUGUUCAAGAAGCACUGCAACAAGAAGGGGUUUUGCAAAGCAGUGCACCUCCACAGCCUCCUGACGGAGGCCAUACAGGGAGGAGUGUUGGCCGGCAGUGAGAAGAACCUGGCUCUGGAGCACUGCAAGAGCCUGGUGGUCCUCAUGGAUACCCAAGGCAUUGCUCAGCUAAACUGGCCAGACUUCCAGAGUCUGUGGGACAAGAUCCGGAGGUGGACGGAUAUCUUCAUGGUGUUUGACAAGAACAAAACCCAGCGCCUCGAGUAUCGAGAGGUCGCCCCUGCUCUGAGGGCAGCAGGCAUCAUGGUGGAUGACUUGGUGAUGCAGCUGGUUGGGCUGCGAUACACAGAGCCCGACAUGACCAUCAGUUACCCUGGCUUCCUGUACCUGCUGAUGAAACUGGAGAGCAUGAUCAACAAAUUUCAAGCGUACGACAUGGUGGGGAUGGGAUCCAUCACUGUCAGCUACAGACAGUGGCUCCACAUGACCAUGUACAACUGACCUGACCUGGGCCACUCAGACGGACUCACCGGGAUUUGAUUAGUUUAGUAGUCUUUUUCUGCUCUUCUGUUUUUCAUGCAUGAUCUUAAUGUGUAGUUUUAUAUGUGUAUAUGAAAGUGGAUGCACUGUGUAGUUCAAUGAGAGAGACGUGUAGCAAACAAAGAAAAAAAACAGGCUUUGUACCAAGAUUUCUCAAGCCAUUCAUUUCCCCUCUUGCAUGGCCUCAUCAUAUAGUCACACAGUAAUAAUGGAAAACACCUUUAAGGACUCUCUUUGGUCACGGAAACGUCCGGGGUCGAAGUUGACAGAAAGGCGGGCGGCUGUGACAAAAAGUGGAGUUUAUGGUUCACUGUGUUUGUGACACCUCAGUGACUUCAUGCAUGAAACGUUCAAAUUUGACGUCAUUUCUCGGCCUAAAUUUGGGAUAUUGGACCCCGCCCCCUCCAGUCUCAUCUGAAAAUGAAUAGCUGGUAUAAAAUAACAACCUUUAGCGAUGUACGACACUAAAACGGACUCUUUACUCUUGAUCGAUGGUCCCAUUGUUGGGGCUUCAAACAACUAGAUUCAAACAAAGCAGUUCAUCAGCCAUUCAACUAAUCAUCUCAGCAUUGUCCUGCAUUAUGCAUGUCUUUAUUAUUUUAAGGCCUUAAAUCUGAAGUGAAACAGUUCCUGGCAAGAUGCUGGCAUUCAAGCUGUGAUAGACUGAUCUCAAGUACAUGAGUAUAAAAAAAAAGCAAGUACAUAAAGUGAUUUUGAACUCAUUGCUUCUGUUUGAGUCUUUGUUUUAAUACAGGGAUUCAGUCUGAAUAGUUUUUAAAGUUCUAAAAGGUCUUUUUCCUUUCAAUACUUUCCGGUGGCUGUGCUUUUUCCUUUGGCUUAGUUACGUACAUUUUGUUUAAAAUGCAAUCAUUUGAAAAUUGUGUAUUCAUUUAAUUUCUGCUAAAAUGUAUUCAAUUUUAGGAACGUAGAGAAUGGCCAAGAGCAUAUGUAAAGUCAUAAGGAGCUAUAAUGAUAAUAAUUUAGAGAAAUAAAGAUAAAAUGAGAUGACCCGCUCCAGUGUGCUCCCCCCUUCACUUUCAUUUCACUUGAUUCAAAUGUAUGGGCUGUGGGAGUGUGGGAGUCAACAGGUUGUGUCUGAACUACUUCAAAAAAUGCCCAGUUGUGUCAUGAAUAAGGACGACUCCCUCAGACCUCAGAAACCGUCAGAGAUAUUUACAGGAAUGUCUCAAACAUUUUUGAUGCUAAUGCAUGUCAAUGUUUCUGGUUUACUGGUUUCUUUGGUCCGACCACAGGCGAGAAAUGAUCCUCCGUUCUUUGCUGUUCUCUGGUAUGUGUAAAUAUCCGUCUUCCAACAUCAUCCUUUAAAGUGAGAACAGCCGGAGAUACGUAUAUCAGAGGUUUUGUGUGUGUGUGUGUACGUGUGUUCAAUAUCCUGUUGCACUACUGCUGUGUUGAGUCAAACUGACCUUUAGGAUGGCCUGUCACAGUCAUGCAUCAGCCACGCCCUAACACACUGUCUCUCUUCCU